CUAAGCAGUGAAAGAGAGAGAGGGAUGGGGAGAGGAGCCGCGAUGUUCGGACUCCAACAACUGUACCGUUAUUCUGAAAAUUAUCUUCACAGGAAUGCACGCACUUCAGUGAAUGCUACAAUAAUAGCAAGCUUAUGUUGAAAAAGUAAAGGGGAAAUAAAAAAACAUACUUGCAACCGGGUUGAAAGCUGAAGUGGAGAAAGUGUGACAGAGUGGGAUUCUAUUUCAAAAGAAGGGUGCAAAGAGGGAACCAUGCACCGCGCGUUCUCCUUUCCUAUGACUGCCGAGCGCAGUCGGAACAAGGAACGCCUGGAGGCGAGUCUCGCCGGACUUUGCGAGCUGGAGUUGCUCAAGCAGAGGCAGGAGUGUCUGGUUCUUAGCGCUUUGUCUCUUGGGGACACCGUCCCGGGGCACCCCGCCUGGGGUGACCUCCAGCCACCCCUCUCCGCCCCCAUGGGCCCUAGCCGCGUGCAAGACGACUUGACUUUGAGACGCCAGCUGAACAGCCUGCAGUGCGCCCCCUGGGGGCUGAUGGCAGCACUGGCGCAGCUGGUGGGGGACCUGAGAGUGGACAUGGAGACGGGGUGUCCCGAGCCCCAGGGCGACAUGGGAGACAGCCGGUCGAGCUCAGGAUUUUACGAGCUGAGCGAGGGCCAGUCUCUGGGAGGUGUGUCCGACCCCUCCAUGUACGGGGAGCUCUCCUCCAGCUGCUUGGGGGAGGGGAGGGUGGCCAGCGUGGGAGAGAGACCCAAGUCUGUUGGCGACAUCUUCAUGGCCAAGCGCGAUGGGCUGCUGGAUCCCUGCCCCCGCCCCAUGGUGCCCCGCUCCUUCUCCGCCCCGUAUCCAUCUCUGGAGGGCAUUGCGGAGGGGGCGGGGGAGGAGGGCCCCUGCCCCUGGGGCUCUGGGUACCCCUCCGCCGGGCUGGACGAGGACCCCACAGCGGAGGACUUCCAGGAGGCCCUGCGGGUGGAGAGCUACAUCCUGGGCCUGAUACAGCGCCGCAUCCUCCCCCCACGGCCUAGCAAACCCCGCACCACCCUGGGGCCCGAGACCCGCGGCGUGGCCCGGCAGAGCAGCCUGCGACGCAAGGAGGGGCCCUACGGCCCCGAAAACCGCAACGCAUCACCCAGCCUGCCCGCAACGGACGGCCAGUCCUGGACCUUCCAGGGCCUGGAGGAGGAGAGGGGUGGGGGGCCCGUGGUGGAGGACUGCCUGCCCCCUAGGUUCCCCCUCCCCAGACCUGCUGCUCCGGACUACCCCUGCAGGGGGCUGGACCCCAGCAGCAGCGAGCCCGAUUCACCCCAGCGCCUCCACGACUCGCCUCGCACCCCGUCGCCUGGAGAACAGCUGGUGAGCGCCCACUACAUCCCCGCCCAGCCCAGCCGCGCCCCUCCCGCCCACCUCCUCCGCUCCGCCCACCGGCCCCCGGGCCCUGCCAAGCCUCACCGGACUCCCUACUCCCCAGAGCGAGCCCUUCUCGCUGGCAGGUCCCGGGCACCUCCCAGGAAGUGCCGGGGCAGCGAAGCGGAGAGCCCCGCCCCCAGGAAGGCGGGCCGGCGGGCGGGCCGCUCGCAGUCGGAGAACAGCCUCCUGGGGCAGCGAGGCGGGGAGCGCAAGUACAACACAGUGGAGCGGGACGGGGGGCGGGGCUCCCAGGCUCGGCCCCGGAAGCCACAGCCGGGGAGUCUGGGAUACCGCCGCUGGCGCUCCACCCAGGAGCUGAGCCAGGACGAGGGGGAGCCGCCGGGAGAACAAGCCUGUCGACGCCAGAGGAAGCCCCGCCCUCCCCCGCCGCCGUACCCCUACCCCUAUGCCCCGCAUGCGCACACUUACCGCCAUGGCGAGGGCCCGGAGCUGGCGGCCCCCUGCAGGGCGGAGGAGGCCUACGCCGUUCCUCCCGUAGGCGAGUCAGAGAGCAGCCUCAGUGAGGGCGACUCUCCGGGCUCCAGCUCCCUCUCCACCGACUCCGACGAGAGCGGCGGGUUGGUCUGGCCCCAGCAGCUACCGCCACAGCUCACCACCGCUACGCCCCCGGCCCCGCCCGGCGGCCCCACCCAGCCCAAGGCCUUUGUGAAGAUCAAAGCCUCCCACGCCCUGAAGAAGAAGAUUCUGAGGUUCCGGACCGGUUCCCUCAAAGUCAUGACUACAGUCUGAAGCUCUGACUCCCACAUCCUGAAGGCCAUUGUGCCUACAACUCCCAUCAUCCUCUGCCCAUCCUUACUUCAGAUUGAAUCCUCUAAUGGGGGAGCAGGCCAGAAAUUUAAUCUGAACUACCCCUUCUUCUGAAGUCGCAUAAUGUCAAACUUACGCCAUUAUUUGGGGUUCCCAAUGUACUGGGGUUCCCAAUGUCCUCAAACCUGUCCUUGCAAGACAAAUUCUAGUGAUGGAACCUCAUGAAAAACCCAUAGGAUACUGCCCAGUAAUUUAAAAAGUUUAAGAUUCAGAGGACAUAAGUCAAGGGGAAACAUUAGUUUUUCAAGCUGGACUUUCAAUUUACUAGCGUGUCUAGCAAUGUUCAUGUACUACUGUUGCACAGAUUGGCUAGCUGGUCGGCUUGUGCAUCAGGCUCCCUAAAGGUGCUCACCCCCACAGUACCAUCAAUAGACCAGCCCUGAAUUCACAUUAAUUUGAAAAAAUAACCCCCAGCACAUUUGUGCUUUAAUAUCACUGAAGACCUGUGGAGAGUUUGUGGCCCCAGCUCAGUCACGACUGUGGCCGUAAUGCCAGCACUCCAGAGAGAACGUUCUGCGUUUGACCUCCUCCCAGCAUGCAAUGGGCCGAGUGGCCCAUGCGUUCCGGUGUGUCGCCACACCCGUAGAUCCCUGUGCGUACCUGCCUGUGGCCUUGUAUUUGUGAAUGAAUGUAGCCUGUAAAUAAAGAGAUGUUACCUCAA
Molecule: messenger RNA, 2893 nt
Organism: Anguilla rostrata (American eel)
Lineage: Eukaryota; Metazoa; Chordata; Actinopteri; Anguilliformes; Anguillidae
Product: dapper 1-B-like
Exons: 4
Coding region: 253-2154 (633 amino acids)
Biological process (GO): negative regulation of canonical Wnt signaling pathway
Cellular component (GO): cytoplasm
Source: RefSeq, a predicted model, not a curated record